Lepisosteus oculatus (spotted gar) is the source of this 1820-nucleotide messenger RNA. Its product is annotated as RING finger protein 227. Gene Ontology annotation, molecular function: ubiquitin protein ligase activity. The record is from RefSeq and is a predicted model, not a curated record. NCBI's taxonomy places the organism in Eukaryota, Metazoa, Chordata, Actinopteri, Semionotiformes, Lepisosteidae. Gene Ontology annotation, biological process: protein ubiquitination.
CUUCAGUUCCAAAGAGAGACACGGUUGGAGCUGCUGAUACUACUGACUUGUAGAGGGUGCCGGAACGAUGUGCACUGAACUUGAAUGCGGGAUCUGCUACCGAGCGUAUAGCACCGGUCGCCGCUGUCCCAGGGAGCUGAGCUGUCGCCACACUUUUUGCGAGAGGUGCCUGUUCACCUUAGCCCUCAGUCCCAAACACCUCUCAGUAGAGGACGAGACCCGGCGAGAGGACCCCCGGUGCGACACGGCGAUCAUUGUCUGCCCGCUUUGCCGGCGUUCCACGUCGGUCUCCAGCCCCUCCGGCGUCCGGCGAGAACUCCGGGUGGACGAGGCGGUUUUGGAGCGGAUGGAGGUGGCCGGGGUGCUGCACGGAUACGACGGUCAAAGCGAUGGGGAAGACGCCGAAGAAGAGGGAGCGAGUGAUGCUCCUCCAGAAAGAGACCCCUGUGGCACAGCCGGAGAAGAAAGCGACGCCCCCCUGUCCAGAAAAGGCAAACUCUGGAGGUCCAUCAAGCGCUUUUGGAAGAAGUGCGCGGGCACUAGCAGCGGCACACAGCGUGGAAUCCACUGCACAUCGGAAGACCUGAAGGACAUAGCACUGAUGACCUGCUACACGAUGAUGUGAGCGUACAUAGGCUGAUCACUGUCUCCACUACGCCGCACAGCACCUGUCACAACAAGGUUUUCUAACUUGUGGUGAAAUAUGCACCAGAAAGCGUCCUGGAGAUAUGCCUGGUGGGUCGGGACUGCUUGGACUGUUUGCGCUAUAGCAUUGCGUUAUUUUCUUUAAGGCAGCUGUCAACCAUUUUCAGUGUUUCAAGCUCUCAGAAUGAGAAUGUUAAGUACAGAUACUCACAGGAAAGUGGGAUUCUUCAGACUGCCAAGACAGCGGUAUAAUUGUACUACGAUCAAGUCACGUUAAAAGGUUAAUUUAAAAUGAACUAAGAGACAAGAAACAGAAACUAACCUUAAUUCACAUUCUCAGAAAAAUGCGUUUAGAAAUUACCGUGUAUACACGUAAGCACUAUAUUUUUAGAGAUGUUAGUAAACGCUGGCUCUGUAUAGUCUAACAGAAGUGAUGUACAAUGCGAAAGGGUCCGACUUUAUUUGAUAACAACAACCUAAAGCCUUGGGGAAAUAUUUAACAUCCACACUAAAAGUAAUUUUAAGAAAGGUGGUAUUUUAUAUUCAAGAUUUCGCUGAUUUAGUUCGACAGAACCACUGUGGAAAAGUCGCCCUGUAAAUCAGUUUUUCAAAGUAUUUGGGGGCUCUGAAUCGACUCAGUGAUGUAACUGAGUUAGAAGCGAAUCUUCCAUUGUGUUUGUGUCCUUAAUAUCCCAAACGUUAACUGGCAAGAGUUCAUGAUGUACGUGCACAUUGCUUAUACUUCAAAUGGCAAGUUUGAGAAGGUAUCUGUGUGCACUAGUCAAGUAGAAGCCACUGAAACCCAGUGGUAUUUAUGUCUCCCGUGGGCAAGACUGCUUAUUGUGUGCUGAAAUGUACGCUAUGUUUAUUCAGACAUACGGGGAAAGCCAGCCGCAAAAGUAACAUGACGUCAACGCCGACCUUUAGUCUAAACUGUGGAAUGUGCAAGGAUGACGUUGAGGAGAAAAUUUAAACGUGAAAGCUGUGAGACUGGUUUGUGUGGUCUUGUCCUCCUCUUUGUGUCAUCUUCUUGUUUUAUAGAUGAAGCAUUGUUUGACAAGUAUGUAAUUUAAGUUACUGUAUAUAGGUAUCGUAAUUUAUUUUGUUAAAGGUGUGUGCAGCAAUAUUUGUAUUAGCUAAAUAUAAUUUUGUAAUAAAAAUGUAUUUUUAAAAUA